ACAUACUGGAAAAUAUUCAUAGGAUCCUCCAGUGGAAUUCCUUAAGAAUUCCAGAAGUCGUUUGCUAUGGGGACACGUUUGUAAAAAAAAAUCAUAAUUUUCGCUUAUUUUUCAUUUCCUGCCACUUCCUGAACAGUUACGUGUUGUGCGUGCGUUCUUGAUGCAGCAACGCGGGCAUUAGGGACGGAUGUAAGUGCUGUGAGUGCUAAAAUCGUGUAAAAGGCAGCUUGUGGGGUAAAGGAAGAAGACGCCUGUCAGGUUGGCCAGCCCCAAAAACAUCUUUUGUGCACCAAGACGGCAAUUUGUGGAGCUAAUUGAGUGAGAAGAGUUGAAAAUUGGCCGCCUAUUGCAGAGGGGGAGCGCCCCCGACAUUCCUGACGUGGUCAGUGAUUUGUUUUGGGUGUGAGACCUUGUGGCUGUGUGUGUGCGUGCGGUGCCAGUGAAAGUGAUCUUCGUGUUGCGUAGCUUGCCUCGGGCGUGAUGUUUUCGAAGAAGAAGAAAAAGCCCCAGAUUUCCCUGCCAUCGAACUUCGAGCACCGCGUCCACACGGGCUUCGAUAAGCGCGAGGGCAAAUAUGUGGGGUUACCGCUUCAGUGGGCCUCCAUUGUGGGCAACAACCAGAUCCUCAAGUCCACGAAUCGUCCGCUACCCCUUGUGGAUCCCUCAGAAAUUACUCCGACUGAAAUUCUCGACCUGAAGACCAUCGUUCGUCCGCACGGGAAUAAUAAUAUCGUCGCCCGGGCACCACCUCCGGUCGCCGAUGGCAAUAACGGGGCUAUAGUGCUGCCCAAGACAUCCCAUGUUGCACGAUCCAACUCCUUGCGCAGCUCUAGUCCACCCCGAAUGCGACGUGACAUCCGUGGGGCCGCCAAUGUGCCACCAUCCGUGCCAGAGGAGAUUUCGGCACCCUACACAGCAGCACGGCAUCCCAUGAAGCCUCCCAUGCAGCCCCCCGGCGACUGGCGACCACCCCACGGUGGCCCACAAUUCGACAAUCAGCCCAUGUAUCAGAACAACGUGGCUCCGCCGCUCAAUGGCAAUGCCACGGGGACUCACAUUGACCCCCAUGCGGGUUACUAUCGUCCCCAGCAGGUGUCGCCGGCCGCCAAUGCUGGAGCCCCUCCACGACCGGCCUAUCAUGGUGCCACUCCAACACAGCAAAUGCAUGGCUUUGCAGCCGGACAUCGGGCACCGCCUGAUCAGAACCAAAACGUCCAUCCGCACCAUCAUCAUCACCCGCCUGCUCCAGCCACAAAGCCCUACACGCGUACGUCCAACUCAAGUGCCGGGAAUGCCUCCACGGCUACCCACAGCACUACAACUACCGGCCAUGGGGCAACAGCAGCACCCAGUGGACCCAGUCCAAGUGGCAGCAAGCAAGAGCAACGACUCACGCACGAGCAGUUCCGCGCUGCACUUCAAAUGGUCGUCUCAGCUGGAGAUCCACGGGAGAAUUUGGAGAAUUUUAUGAAGAUUGGCGAAGGAUCAACGGGGACUGUUUGCAUUGCAACGGACAAGUCAACAGGACGUCAAGUCGCUGUGAAGAAGAUGGAUUUGAGGAAACAGCAGCGGAGGGAGCUGCUGUUCAAUGAGGUGGUCAUCAUGAGGGACUACCAUCAUCCCAAUAUUGUGGAAACCUACAGCAGCUUCCUCGUGGACGAUGAGCUCUGGGUCGUGAUGGAGUACCUCGAGGGGGGAGCUCUCACGGACAUUGUUACACAUUCCCGAAUGGAUGAGGAGCAAAUUGCCACAGUGUGCAAGCAGUGCCUCAAAGCAUUGGCCUAUCUUCAUUCACAGGGUGUCAUUCAUCGAGACAUUAAAUCCGAUUCAAUUCUCUUGGCAUCCGAUGGCCGUGUGAAGCUCAGUGAUUUCGGAUUUUGUGCUCAGGUGUCGCAGGAGUUGCCUAAAAGAAAAUCACUCGUGGGGACGCCGUACUGGAUGUCCCCGGAAGUGAUUUCUCGCCUACCUUAUGGGCCAGAAGUGGAUAUUUGGUCGCUGGGGAUAAUGGUGAUUGAAAUGGUGGAUGGUGAGCCGCCCUUCUUCAAUGAGCCACCCCUUCAGGCGAUGCGUCGAAUUCGGGAUAUGCUACCGCCGAAGCUGAAGAAUGCCCAAAAGGUGUCGCCGCGUCUUCAGAGCUUCCUGGAUCGUAUGUUGGUGCGAGAUCCGGCACAACGAGCAACGGCAGCUGAACUGCUGCAGCAUCCAUUCCUCCGUCAGGCAGGUUCCCCGUCACUUCUUGUUUCGCUCAUGAGACGCUCAUAGGAGAGUAAUCUCUCACUGGCCCGGACGUGCCUCUAAUUGGGUGCUUCCUGCGUCACAUUCGUGAGGGUGUUGCACCUCCUCUAGCGUAAGGUGUUUUGUUUACUUACCCAUACUCCCCAUUAAUGCUUCCCAACAACCCCUUUUCACCACCCCCACAGCAUUCUCCUUUCUUUUCAAGUGUAUCAAUCACGUAGCUUAAGCACGUGUGUCCACCAGACGACUACAUAUUGUAUUGUUUAACGCCGUCCGGUAGAUGUUUUAUUUUUAAUUAUGGUUAUCAGUUUUUUAAUUAACUUAUUUGAUAUAGUUUCUUUCUCAAUGUAGUUUUUGUCUCUUUGCAACUUUUCAACUUUUUUAUCAUUUUCUAUUUUAUUAUUAUUUAGUUAUGUUACAUGAAUGAGGAGAAUUUUAGGUAGUUUUUAAGUGUUUCCAAACUUCCGCGAAUUAAAUUAAAACUAAAAAGAAUAAUGUUUCUUGAGGAACAUUUUGAGGACUUGGCGCUAUUCUUUUCCUUAGAAAUCCGUGUGCCUUACAUUUAUAUCGCAAAUUCCAUCUUGAUAGAGUUUGAAAGAAAAAAAGACAAAAAAGUGCGAUUACAUUUAGAAUGCAUUUAUAAAAAAAAAUUGAUUAAUAAUAUUACAGUUUUUAAGGAUAUUUUUUAACACAGGAGAUUCAGUGCCUGGUUAUAGAAAUUGUUGGUGUCCAUAGAAAAGCAUUUUUUAUUUCAAUUUUGUAUUUUUAUUUGAGUAAAAUUUGCAAAUAUAAUAAAACUUAUAAAAAAUCUUUUUUUAGAUUUUUUUUAAAAGGAAAAUUAAUAAAUAUUUUUUUAUAAAGAAAAUUUGUAUAUUAUUUCUAGAAAAAAAACAAAGAAAAUGAAAAUAAAGAUAAUUUCACUGAAGGUGCGCCAACAUUUCUAGAACGGGGAUACUGUAAGAGUAUAAUAGGAUUAAAGUGUACAAAAUAAAACAAUAAAGAGCUUACAAUGGAGAGAGGAAAGUAGGAUUAAUUAUUUUAACAGGAUAAUUAAAUAAGAUUCUUAAUCUUAAGGUGACCAAAGGCAUUCCAAGGGACGCACUUUGCGACAAAAGCCCUCAAUUUUCGCGUAUAAAUUUUUUCAUGAUUUUUGAUGAAGGAUUAAUAAAUAAAUUGUAAUAAAA
Lutzomyia longipalpis is the source of this 3419-nucleotide messenger RNA. It is a transcript of the gene mbt, whose product is annotated as serine/threonine-protein kinase PAK mbt. Gene Ontology annotation, molecular function: ATP binding; protein serine/threonine kinase activity. The transcript has 4 exons. NCBI's taxonomy places the organism in Eukaryota, Metazoa, Arthropoda, Insecta, Diptera, Psychodidae. The coding region runs from base 481 to 2262 and encodes 593 amino acids. Gene Ontology annotation, cellular component: cytoplasm. The record is from RefSeq and is a predicted model, not a curated record. Gene Ontology annotation, biological process: protein phosphorylation; intracellular signal transduction; regulation of MAPK cascade.